AUGUGCGAGGCCGUCAAACCGAAGGAUCUUGUCUCCACGGAGGCAGUGAGGGUCGUGGCGGAGGAUCUCGGGCUGAACAGGUCUAAGGAUCCUGCUUUGGGAUUCCAGCCGCCCAGGAUGUCCAUCGUAUGCGAUGGACGCGUUCGAGAAGCUAGAGAAGGUCCGGGAAGGAACGUACGGCAAGGUUUACAAGGCGCGGGAGAAGGCCACCGGCAAGAUCGUCGCUCUCAAGAAGACCCGCCUCCUCGAGGAUGACGAGGGCGUUCCUCCCACCACGCUCCGCGAGGUCUCCCUCCUCCACAUGCUUUCCAUCGAUCCCCAUGUCGUCAGGCUUUUGGAUCUGAAGCAAGACCAGAACAAGGAGGGGAAAACCAUUCUCUACCUAGUCUUUGAGUACAUGGACACGGAUCUGAAAAAGUACAUCAGAAGUUUCCGCCAGAGCCAUGAAAUGAUGCCACCAAUGACUGUUAAGGUUCUUUAA
Messenger RNA from Zingiber officinale, 481 nucleotides. Its product is annotated as cell division control protein 2 homolog D-like. The transcript is spliced from 3 exons. Gene Ontology annotation, biological process: regulation of G2/M transition of mitotic cell cycle; protein phosphorylation; G1/S transition of mitotic cell cycle. Bases 134 to 481 code for a protein of 115 amino acids. Gene Ontology annotation, molecular function: cyclin binding; cyclin-dependent protein serine/threonine kinase activity; ATP binding. Gene Ontology annotation, cellular component: cytoplasm; cyclin-dependent protein kinase holoenzyme complex; nucleus. The record is from RefSeq and is a predicted model, not a curated record. NCBI's taxonomy places the organism in Eukaryota, Viridiplantae, Streptophyta, Magnoliopsida, Zingiberales, Zingiberaceae.